This is a messenger RNA of Grammomys surdaster, 1244 nucleotides long. RefSeq names its product replication factor C subunit 4 (gene Rfc4). Gene Ontology annotation, molecular function: DNA binding; ATP binding; DNA clamp loader activity. The record is from RefSeq and is a predicted model, not a curated record. The transcript has 11 exons. NCBI's taxonomy places the organism in Eukaryota, Metazoa, Chordata, Mammalia, Rodentia, Muridae. Gene Ontology annotation, biological process: DNA-templated DNA replication; DNA repair. Gene Ontology annotation, cellular component: DNA replication factor C complex; nucleus. Bases 79 to 1176 code for a protein of 365 amino acids.
GCGCUCCCGCCAUGCCUUUCGUCGCCGUCCUGUGGCGGGAACCGCGGCACCGGGAACGGCGACGGCUGAGAAGAAACCAUGCAGGCAUUUCUGAAAGGCACAUCUGUCAGUAAUACAAAACCACAAUUGACCAAGGAUCGGGGGACACCUGCCACUGCAGGAAGCAGUGGAGAAACCAAGAAAGUCAAACCAGUUCCUUGGGUGGAAAAAUACCGUCCGAAGUGUGUGGAUGAAGUUGCUUUCCAGGAAGAGGUGGUUGCAGUGCUGAAAAAGUCUCUAGAAGGAGCUGAUCUUCCUAAUCUCUUAUUCUAUGGGCCACCUGGAACUGGCAAAACAUCCACCAUCUUGGCAGCAGCUAGAGAGCUCUUUGGGCCAGAACUCUUUCGAUUAAGAGUCCUUGAGUUAAAUGCAUCUGAUGAACGCGGAAUACAAGUAGUCCGAGAGAAAGUGAAAAAUUUUGCUCAGUUAACUGUGUCAGGAAGUCGUUCAGAUGGAAAGCCAUGUCCUCCCUUUAAGAUUGUAAUUCUGGAUGAAGCAGAUUCUAUGACUUCAGCUGCUCAGGCUGCUUUAAGGCGUACCAUGGAAAAAGAGUCUAAGACAACCAGAUUCUGCCUCAUCUGUAACUAUGUCAGUCGAAUAAUUGAACCCCUCACUUCUAGAUGUUCAAAAUUCCGCUUCAAGCCUCUGUCAGAUAAAAUUCAACAGAAGCGAUUACUGGAUAUUGCUGAGAAAGAAAAUGUCAAAAUUGGCAAUGAGGAAAUAGCAUAUCUUGUUAAAGUAUCAGAAGGAGAUUUACGGAAAGCCAUUACAUUUCUUCAAAGUGCCACUCGACUAACAGGUGGAAAGGAAGUUUCUGAAGAUGUGAUCACAGACAUUGCUGGGGUAAUACCAGCUGCAACCAUUGAUGGAAUAUUCACUGCAUGUCACAGUGGCUCUUUUGACAAACUAGAAGCUGUGGUAAAGAACCUAAUAGAUGAAGGACAUGCAGCUACCCAGCUUGUCAAUCAACUUCAUGAUAUAAUUAUAGAAAAUGAAAACCUAUCUGAUAAACAGAAGUCCAUUAUUACAGAAAAACUUGCUGAAGUGGAUAAAUGUUUAGCAGAUGGUGCAGAUGAGCACCUGCAGUUGAUGAGCCUCUGUGCAACUGUGAUGCAGCAACUAACUCAGAAUUGUUAAAGAUGCUGAUCAUUAAUUCUUUUGUAUGACACCAGAUCUUACAAAUAAAAAUGACCAAACCACCUAAA